GUCCUGCAAGGAGCACAUCCACAGGUACAUCAGCUGUCUGCCUGCUGCAGAGAUGGUGCAAGCAACUGCCUUUCUCCUGGUGCUCAGCCUGGCCCUGGGGGCUCACAGCCUCUCUCCAAGAAAGUGCAACCUGAUUGGGAACUGGGUCAAUGACCUGGGCUCCAAAAUGGAAAUCUUCGCUGUGGAUGGAGAUGGUGGCUUCUCCGGCUCCUACCUCACGGCUGUGACAGCCUCCAUGAACGAGAUCAAGGAGUCACCACUGCAAGGGUCUCUGCAACGCAAAAACCAGAAAGGCCAGCCCACCUUUGGCUUCACUGUCAACUGGACCUUUUCAGACUCCAUCACCGUUUUCACGGGACAAUGCUUCUUGGACAAGGAUGGAAAGGAGGUUUUGAAGACCAUGUGGCUUCUGCGGUCACGCGUGGAUGACAUUGAAGAUGACUGGAAAGCCACCAGGGUCGGCAUCAACAUCUUCACCCGUGUGCGGUCGCAGAGGGAGUGAGGAGGGCAGCAGGGGGGCUCCCAGGCUGGCAGCAGCACCCGGGGGGGCAGCCCUCACCCCUGCCCCACCACUUCUUUCUCCCAGUAAACCCUUGUUGCAAAUAUCCACUGUCUCCUGUAAUGAUGUUGAAAAACGUGGAAAAUAUAAAAAAUAUUCCUAAGAAAGUAUGUUCUUUGUUUGAUCUUUGUAUGCUUUCAAGCCUAAUCAACAAGAAAGGAAAUUUAAUCCAUGAAACACAUAAGCAGCUAACAAGCUCUAAGUGAUAUCCAGGUGUUAGAGAUACAAAUUACUUCUUGGUAGAAUUGUCUCCUUACGGUUUAAGGCUGGCCAUGCUUCAGCGAUCUCAGACCUAGGGGGAGUUAAAAAUCUUUGGAAGAAGGAUGUACUAUUGAUAGUGAAAAAAGUACAGAAUUUACAAGGACGUUUGACAGAACCCUCGAGAUAAGGAAGAAACUAAUAUGGAUAAUGCAGCAACUGUGCUGAAUCAACUCCAACUGGGUAGAAAGUAAUUCUGGCAGGGGGACAUCAGGCGACCACUGACUUGUUACCCACUGAGUCUAGAAACCCACUGACUCAAAAGAGGAGAAAGACUGAGCCUGCAGACUAGUUAGCAUGAGAAAUCAGGGAGUCACUAAUCAAUAGCACACAGAAUACUAAUUACUGGAUGAACCAUGUACCUUGUAGCA
Messenger RNA from Myiozetetes cayanensis, 1188 nucleotides. Its product is annotated as avidin-like. The transcript is spliced from 4 exons. Bases 53 to 502 code for a protein of 149 amino acids. NCBI's taxonomy places the organism in Eukaryota, Metazoa, Chordata, Aves, Passeriformes, Tyrannidae. The record is from RefSeq and is a predicted model, not a curated record. Gene Ontology annotation, molecular function: biotin binding.